AUGCUGGGACGAUGGCCAGCUCUAUUUACAAAGCAACAAGUUUUAGCUGAAUUUACACGUGUGGCCAGCAAAAACCUCGAAAAUGAUUUUUUCCGGGCUUUGGAUAGAUUUGUGCCACGGCUACUGGAGCUCUUCAAAGCAAAAAAGGGAAAGACCCAUGAUGAUGUUGCCACCCGGACAGCGGUCUUGAAGUGCCUCCCAGUGUAUUUUGGAGACGAUUGGGCUGAAUUUUACAAAGUCAGCAAUUCACCUGAUCCUGCUGAAACACAGAUGCCGGUUGGCAUCUUGGCUGUUGUCCCUGAAGGCGAAACGCUCGAUCCUUUGGACCCUCACCUUGAUGUCUACUUCAUCCAACUAGAAGAUGAUGGGUCUGCAAACCUCAUCACACUGUCACCGAGUCCCGCUCCGGCGUCAUGGCACCAGCAUCUGUCCUGUCUGCGCCCUCUGCACCCUGCCAAAGUCAAAGCUGUGGGUGUCACCAACAGCCAGACGAAAAUCAGCAUGACACAUCUCUUCUUGCUUCAUAAAGUCUUUGAUUCUCUAAGCUGCAAACAAUAA
This is a messenger RNA of Knipowitschia caucasica, 558 nucleotides long. The record is from the annotation of a GenBank genome assembly. Lineage: Eukaryota; Metazoa; Chordata; Actinopteri; Gobiiformes; Gobiidae.